Amphimedon queenslandica is the source of this 873-nucleotide messenger RNA. Its product is annotated as fibrinogen C domain-containing protein 1-like. The transcript has 3 exons. NCBI's taxonomy places the organism in Eukaryota, Metazoa, Porifera, Demospongiae, Haplosclerida, Niphatidae. Bases 1 to 873 code for a protein of 290 amino acids. The record is from RefSeq and is a predicted model, not a curated record.
AUGUCAAAGAUGUUCAUCUUUAUGUUGUUGUUGCUGUGUUUAAUAGUUACCAUUGAUGAAGGAGAAGGAUCUUAUGGUAUGGCUAGUACUGGAUAUAAACAUGAACCAUCACUGUAUAUAAGGACAUGCUGUAACAGGAGUAACUUAGGACAGGCUUUUUCUAUCAAAGAAAAUGGUAUACCACAUUAUAUUUUCUGUCCUAAUGAAUACCCAAAGUCUUGUCCAAAAGAUGAUUGUAAGAGCUUGUUUGAGGAUGGUAUUACUAAUAGUGGUGUUUAUACUGUUAAUCCUGAUGGAGGGACUCCUAUUGGAUCACAGGUAUACUGUGAUAUGGAGACUCAUGGUGGUGGAUGGACUGUAUUUCAGAGGAGACAAGAUGGAUCUGUUGAUUUCUAUAGAUACUGGACUGACUAUGAGAAUGGAUUUGGUGACCUUACUGGUGAGUUUUGGUUAGGAUUGAGCAAGAUUCAUCGUCUUACUAAAGAAGGAUCAAACACACUAAGAGUGGACCUGGGAGACUUUGAUAACAACACAGCUUAUGCUAACUACUCUACAUUCAGUGUUAGUGAUGGUAGUACUGAAUAUAUACUAACAGUAGGAGGAUACUCUGGUACUGCUGGGGAUAGUCUGGGCAGCUAUCAUAAUGGAAGGAGAUUCACUACAAGAGAUAAUGAUAAUGAUCUCAGGUCAGGAAUUAAUUGUGCUCAGCAGUGGGCUGGUGCCUGGUGGUAUAAUAGCUGCCAUUAUUCAAAUCUUAAUGGUCGUUAUUAUAAAGCUUCCCCUGAAUAUGGUAAAGGAAUUAAUUGGCGCACUUGGACAGGAUACGACAUUAGUCUCAAGUUCUCAGAGAUGAAAACUCGUCGUAACAAUUAA